Ciona intestinalis (vase tunicate) is the source of this 2822-nucleotide messenger RNA. RefSeq lists its product as uncharacterized. Gene Ontology annotation, molecular function: protein binding. Lineage: Eukaryota; Metazoa; Chordata; Ascidiacea; Phlebobranchia; Cionidae. The record is from RefSeq and is a predicted model, not a curated record.
UAACCAAAACAAAACUUCCUUUACAGGCAUUCAAAUCUAAAAGGUGCAUGUCACAUCCUUGGUGAAUCACACAGCAGUGCAAAUAGUAGGGAGCACGCUUGUCUACUUUUGAUGAGAUGACCCUAGUCUCACCGUGCACGGGAGCGCAAGAUACGUAGCAUCAUGAUUCAUAUGAUGAUAAAUUAUAAGACAAUUUUAGAAGCAACUGCGUCAUACAUAGUAGAGUUUAGAAGAGUUUUACAGGGUCAUAUUAAUUUAAGAUUGCAUAUAGGAAAGAAUUGAUUCCUUUCCAGCAGUUGCCAUAGCUGGAAACACCCAUGGUGCAAAUAUAAUUGAGUACAGAUAUUAAGGUAGCAGUUUCUAGUGUAUGUUCAUAUAUAUACAUGCUUGAAAACCUGACAUGAUUAGUAGUUUUUUAAUUUCUUUUAUGACAGUGAAAUGUAUGGAAAAGAUAUAUAACGGUUAUUAAAGGUAACAAAUUAAUGAAAAAACAAGUUUGCAGUAUAGAUUAAUAAACAAAGAUAUUGUUUUCAAUCAGAACUGUUCACGCUAGACAAUAACUGUAUUUUCUGACAGGUACUACAUACAGGUAUCAUAAAAUGAUUAGCAUAGUUAAAUUUCUGAUAGCUGCGAGUGUUGUGUUAAACAUUGUAGUCGCACAAAGUUCAUUUUGCCCAACAAGGUGCUCAUGCGUUGAUGUAUUGGUCAACUGUACAAAGACAAACCAAACGAUUAUUCCACACAAAGUACCAACAGAAACCGAACGUUUAGUCUUGAGUGGAAAUUUACUGACUGGACUUUUUUUCUCUGAAGACAGAUUAGUUCGGUAUUAUUUAAAACUCGUUGUCCAUACUUCACACAACACAUUCAUGAACGUGAAAUAUGUUGAUAUUUCCAACAAUGCAAUCACCACAUUAUCAACAACAGAGCUUUUCAUUUUCACUACAGCACUGGAGGAGUUAAAACUUGACAGCAAUGAGAUUUCAACUUUUGUUGAGCACGGCAAUGGGGUUUUUCAAAGUUUGACAAAUUUGAGGGUACUGUCCAUGAGAAAUAACAAGCUGCAUUUCAGUUUGGAAGAAAACGAUUUUCUCGGCUUGGGAAACUUGACCAAUCUGGAUCUUACGAAUAACUUGAUACCAGGUGUCACAAAUGAAGCGUUUCAAUUUUGCUACAAUCUGGAAGAACUACGACUUGGUUCAAAUAGAAUUAAGUUUUUAGAGCCUGGAUGUUUUAAAGGUCUAGCAAACUUGAAAGUAUUGGACUUGUCGCACAAUUUGCUUGUGAACAAAGAGAGUUUGCUUUUUUCAAGCCCCAACCUGCUUGGAACUUUACUUUUGAACAACAAUUUACUGCAAGUUGUACCGAGAAUAAAUGCAGGGAACCUCACAAAACUUGAUUUGUCAAAGAACCAGAUUAAGAAUUUGGAUAAAAAUGCUUUGAUGGGGAUGACAAAGUUACAGCUGCUGAAUCUGACAUUUAACCUGGUUUUGCUCCCACCUGCUCCCGAUGUUGAGAGCAAUUUGAUCCUGGAUGCGAGUAGGAACCUCUGGAAUUGCUCCUGCACAUCCUGGAAGGGGGUGGAGGUGAAUAAUCAGAGCAUGGGAUGUACAGAUGAGGAUGGGGUGGCUGUGGCUCAGAUGCAGAGCACGGGAUCGUCAGUGUGCGUUGUGUGUUCCGGAGGACAAGUGAAGAAGAUGGAAGAGCUGAGAGCUGUAUGUGGAUGUGAUGAUGAGAAGCAUCAUUUUAAGAUUUUAAUUCUGAUAGGAGGAAUAGCAGGUGUGGUGGUUACAAUUAUGAUUGCUGCGGCUGUUUAUAAAGCCAAGAAAGUUCGGCUUUUCAAUUUAAAUAAAGAAAGGAAAAAAAAUGCACCGGAACCAGAAGUAAGAGGACCUCUAUCAUUUGCUGAACGCAGGAGACGGACAUUCAGACAAAUACGACAAGCUUUCGAGGACAGAGUUGGAUCGAGAAGAGGUAGUGAUAUUGAGUGUAUAAGCCACCAUCCUUAUUAUAGCAUAUCAUUGAAUGGGUAUGCAAUGAACACACAAGGUUACACACGUCCUGAUCCUAUCUAUAGUGUGAUACCAGACCCGUAUUCAAGCGCAAGUGACGUGCAAGCUUAUGUAAAUAAUGGACCACGCGAAAGUCAAAGCACAACCACAAGCACUGUCUCCAUGGAAAGCAGCAGCAGCCAGAUGGGGGGUGAAUUUCAAACAGGCACAGAAACUGGUGAAUAUUGUUUCCCAUCAGGACAGGUUGUCCCUGGGCCAUUGGAUGUUGCUAAAGUGAUUCCAAAAACAGGAUUUGCAAGAUCAGAACUUCCGCUUAUGCCUCCAAAACAUUUAAAACCUACCCAUAAAAGGGAACCAUCAAACGCAUAUGAAAUUCCCAUUAGGUCAAAAUCCCCCAUGGACAAUUAUAUUGACUUGAAUAGGUGACAGCAUAUGGGGCUUUUGUGAUAUAUUGAAGUAUUUAUUACAAAAUCUGGGAUAUGUUUAAAAUGCAGUUAAACCCAUAGGUGUUAAACAUUAGGAACUUUAUUUAUUACUUUGUUAAAUGCAAUAUACUUUGGCUCUGCUAGUUUGUAUAGAAAUCUAGCAUUAAAGCAAAAGCUGUUUUAGGUGUAAAACUGGGGUGCUCAAGUGUAUGAUAUUACCAUUGUCACCUGUUACAAAAGUUGGGGUGACAUGACACCCCAGGCCCCCAUAACAUAACAUAAUUUUUAUAAAUAUGCGAUAUGUACGUGUAUCUAACAAAACAUUGUUUUAAUAAAAUUCACAAAUUUUCUUGUACUUGACUCUAACUAUAGGAUCAGUUAUUAA